ACACCACUAACGUCGUCUCGUUCGUUCAUCCUUGCAUCGAUCCAAAUCAAAACAAGAUGGCUGAUGUAUUGAAUUCUUCGUGGUCUUAUACCGACGCUGUGUAAUUCUUUGUAUUUCCUGAGACAAACUGAGUGUUCUAACUUUUGGUAUGCCAUUUGCGCAUUGUGAUAAUGGAGUUUGACGAGAUAGUUGUGAAGGAGAGCCCGGGAUUGUGCCGGUGCUGUCUUUCCGAAGGAUGCUACAAAGACCUUGGCUCGGAGUACACUUGGAUGAACGACAAUGAAAUAUAUGCUGAUAUGUUGUUGGAAUGCUUUGAUAUUAGUAUAACACAACACAAUGAUGGUCCAAAUGGUCCUAACCGGCUUAUAUGUGAGGUGUGCAUCACCAGGCUGAGAGAUGCGUGCAACUUCAAAAAGCAGGUGCAGGAGUCGGAAAAGAAAUUCAUUGACAUGGUAGCGAGGGGUGACUUUAGGCCCAAAGUACUGAUGUAUCAGGCACAGAUGAAAUCAGAAGAAAAUGUUGAAGAGGUCAUUGUUGAGGAGAUAGAAUAUCUCGACGAUGAAACGGAUUUUGGAGAUGAUGAACCACUGAAACCUGAGGAUCCAUCUGUGUCUGAUAUAACAGUGGAGCCUCUACCAGUGAAAGGCAAGCGCGGCAGGCCCCGAAAGAACGCAGACAUCAAGACUGAGAAACGGAUCAAAGUCGCCAAGACUGAGGAGAAGGCGAAAACGUCAAAGGCUGUCGCGAAAGAUGAAUAUCCGCCAGGCCCGUACGAAGGCUGUACGUCUGAGCGGCGGCGGAAAAACUUGAGAAUAAUCUUCAACCAUACGACCGUGAUGCCAUUCAAAUGGCGCGGGAAGUAUCUAUGUUUUUACUGUGGCAAGAGCUAUACGGAAUAUGACGAGUUCAAAAAGCAUACCAAAUCCCACGGCGACUGCAAUACAAAGGAUUACGCUCUCAGGAUGAUCAAAGGCAGCCAUAUUGAGAUAAAGAUAGAUGUUUCUGAAAUUGUUUGUGACAUUUGCAACGAGCCAUUUGACAGAUUCGACGAAAUUGUCGAUCAUCUCAUAUGUAAGCACAAAUUAGAGUAUGAUAAAAACGUGGACAUACCCUAUCAGGAAUAUAGAUUAGCAGAUUUUAGGUGUUUGCACUGCGAGCAACAGUUCUCAUACUUCGGAUAUUUGGUGAACCACGUUAAUAAUGCGCAUCCCCAAAACAGCUUUAUAUGCGACGAUUGUGGUGUCAGCUUCAACAAGAAGCGGGAUCUGGCUGUACACUUUAGAAAUUAUCAUCGACAAGGCGGAUACCCUUGUGAUCAGUGCUUACUAAAUUUCGAAACAUUUCAUACUUUACGAAGACAUCAGAAUAAUAUCCAUUAUCGACAGUGUAACAGCUGCGGUUUACGUUUUGCGUCUUUGUCGCUCUUACAAAAACAUAUUAAUAUUGACCACCCAGACGACGGUAGCUAUAAGUGCAAUUACUGUUCCAAGGAACUACAUUCAGCUCAAGGUUUAAAUCAACACAAAAGUAAAUGCAAAGUGAAACUUAUUACCCACGUCGAGCCCGGCAAUUCUGUUACUCCGGUAGACAGUAUUGAAGCAAGAAAGAAUUUAAAUCUGAAGCAAAUGAGGCAGAAUAUUCAGUGUAUUCUCAAUAUGUCAACGGCAAUUCCAUUCAAGUUUUUCUCGAAAUAUACUUGUUUUUAUUGCUCCUCAAAAUAUGUGGAAUUUGAGGAGUUAAGAGAUCAUACUGCGUUGGAGCAUCCCGUAUGCGAUCUGAAGUCAAAAUACAUGAGUAAGUGUAAAGGGGAAAGAGUCUCUGUUAAGAUUGAUAUAUCAGUACUCGCUUGCAAAUUGUGCUGUCUUCCAAUGCUAGGUUUAACCGAACUCACGGACCAUUUGAUAUCUGAACACAAAGCCAAUUACGAUAAGUCGAUAACUGGUUGUUUGGAGCCAUUCAGGAUUGUGAAAGAUAACAUCCCAUGUCCAUUAUGUACGAUGGCUUUUCGGUACUUUAGCACCCUCCAGCGACAUAUGAACGCUGUACAUAGCAAUAAUAAUAGAAUAUGUGAUUUCUGUGGAAAAAGUUUUCGUAAUGUCACCAAUCUUAAAGUCCAUAUUUCGUACACACAUACAGGUACUUGCGAAUGCCACAUAUGCGGAGCUAAGUACAAGAAUCAGUGGUGCCUCGCUCGCCACAAGGCGAAGCACCACGAUGUCAAGGACUACAAGUGUACAAAAUGUGCAGAGCAGUUCCAUUCCCAAUACCAGAGGCAGAAACAUUUGAUCAAAGUGCACGAUGAAGGUCACAAGUGUACGUAUUGCGGGAGAAUGUUCACCCGCAAUUCUUUCAUGAAGGAUCACAUACGAAGAACACAUUUGAAAGAGAAAAAUGUUCCAUGUUCGGUGUGUAAUGAAAAGUUCUUUGACAACUACCUUCUGAGGAUGCACAUGGUUAAACAUGAGGGCGAGAGGAAGUUCACUUGCGAAGUGUGUGGCAAAGCGUUCCUAAGGCGGAGUAAUCUUAGUUCUCACAAGGAAAUGCAUAAAAAGUACGGUCAUGUGUAGGCUCAAAGUCAACACAAUGGUUACUCUAGGCAAGCAGAGAUUGGUAAUUGAUCGAAAGUAAUUAAGCGAAAAUGUCCAAGGGCGUGAUCUGAAAGAAAUGUUUGGUAAUUGUGAAGGAGAGAAAUGACUACACAAAUAACGCUGUCUUUCAGUAGACAUGGACAAUUUAUGUAUUUUUAUAAUCUAAUAUUUGCGUAAAAAUCCAUUAGCUUUAUUUAUUUUAAGGAAUGAACCAACUUGGCAGCUUAAUAGUAUUUUUGUUAUUUUUAAUAUAUUUCCAUGUUAAUUUAAGUAUGUUUGAUAAUGAAUAUGUUUGGAUAACGCCUCUCCCAGUGAUUCCACUAUAAAAAAAAUAUAUCGACGUACUGGGACUUAGGUCCGAUAUUGUGCAUUACGCUAUCUUUAAAUGUUUGAUGGAUACGUAAGUGUGAAUGCAAAAUAUACUUUGGGUAAUGUAUAGACAACACAUAUAGAAACUGUGAUCAUGCAUCGGAUAUUUUAACAUUUUAUUGUUUGUAAUAACGUAAAAAAUACGACGGUCAUAAGCUACAAUGGUUAGCUGCUAUUUUUUUUGUCUUACAAACUUGAUUUGCUCUCUAAUAAAUAUAAAACUAUAUUAGUGUCGCAUGUAAAGCAUUAUUUAUUCCAAAAAUAUUAUUACCUUUUAUACUUAUUUAUAUGUAUGAUGAAAAAAAAAUUAAUGAUUUUAAUUAUAUUUGGAAAUGAAGUUAUUUUUCUAUGAAUUUAUUUUAUUUAACACAAUUACAGCUAUCUGUAAUGAUGCAGUAUUAUUGAAUGUUUGUGAAUUACAACCGUAAAUUAUUUUUCUAAGGGCUGUGUUUUGUUCUUACUACUGUGAUGGUAUUUUGAUGUAGAGGUGUCCUACAAAAGAUCAACAUAUUUUGAUUCUAAAACACCUGAAAUAAAAUUGUAUAUUAAUUAAUUUCUUUUUAUAAUCUCUGUAUUAAUACGUAAAGCAAACUUGUACCCGAUUUUACGGAAAUUAGGCGAACGGAGUAGAAUGAAAUUUGGCGCAGUUAAAGUUCAUAUGAAGGAGUACAUAAAGGGAAUCUUUUUCAGUAAUGUGUACAUAUUAGAAAUACAUAAAAUAAAUAAAAAUACGUCACUACGUACACUAGUUUUUAUUAAUAUUCAAUGCUAGUUGUGUGGUCAAUAAUGUAAUUUACUCAUUAAUUCUGAAAGAUGUGCAAUGUGCAUAGUAUUGUAUGAUCUAUACGUACAAAUGUGUUUUAGCAGGAUUUUGUAUGGUUGAAUCAAUAUUUUCACCUGUACCUACUAAAAAUAAUUGAACUAAAAUUAGUACAAAGCAAUUAUCAUAAUACUUGUUUACAAAAUGAAAUCCAAUAAAAAUAAAUAAUUCGAACAUAAACAGACCCUUAAUCGGUAAAAGGCUUCUUGGUGCCUAGAAAACAUUUUAUUUAAAAAAAUA
Messenger RNA from Manduca sexta (tobacco hornworm), 4017 nucleotides. RefSeq names its product zinc finger protein 62. Gene Ontology annotation, biological process: regulation of transcription by RNA polymerase II. Gene Ontology annotation, cellular component: nucleus. Bases 171 to 2567 code for a protein of 798 amino acids. The record is from RefSeq and is a predicted model, not a curated record. Gene Ontology annotation, molecular function: RNA polymerase II transcription regulatory region sequence-specific DNA binding; DNA-binding transcription factor activity, RNA polymerase II-specific; zinc ion binding. The transcript is spliced from 5 exons. Lineage: Eukaryota; Metazoa; Arthropoda; Insecta; Lepidoptera; Sphingidae.